Molecule: messenger RNA, 2939 nt
Organism: Scylla paramamosain (green mud crab)
Lineage: Eukaryota; Metazoa; Arthropoda; Malacostraca; Decapoda; Portunidae
Exons: 3
Coding region: 2022-2537 (171 amino acids)
Source: RefSeq, a predicted model, not a curated record
UCUCUCUCUCUCUCUCUCUCUCUCUCUCUCUCUCUCUCUCUCUCUCUCUCUCUCUCUCUCUCUCUCUCUCUCUCUCUCUCUUGAAGCGCCCUUUGUAGCUCCCUUGAUACUGUUACAGAACAUCCCUUUUUGGAAAUCACUCCCUUUGUUGUAUUUUGUCAUUACCCAUUGCAGUGUCUCUUUUCAUUCUUUCCUUCUUUCUUUCUUUCUUUCUUUCUUUCUUUCUUUCUUUCUUUUUUUGCUAUAUGUUCCUUUGUAUUAUGCAUUUUUUUCUACUUUCUAUUCGCUUUGCUUUUUCGUCGGGUUUAAAUUUCUUCUAUUUUUCUCCUUUUUUAUUUUCAUUUCUUUUUAUUUUAUUUUAUUUUAUUUUAUUUUUUUUAGCUGCUGUCCGUUUAUUUUUCCUCAUUCAAACGGAAAAGGUGAGCCAAGAGUGAAAGAAAUUAAAUCCCAAAUACAUUCCUUUUCAUGGACUCAAAAGUAUAUUCUUCUAACAUCCCUGUCUCACCCUUCGCCUGACUCACGAUCUCCUUGUAAUUAACAUCCUGAACUCUUAACUCUUAACUCUUGCUUAUUAGUUUUCUUCAACACCUUUACAUAACCCUUUGCACUAUUAUAUCACCCUUUUAACAUCCUUAUCUUAUCCUGCUCAAUAUUCUGUUUUCGUUAACUUAACACCCUAAUAUCAUCCAUUUCACGGCUCAUUAUCUUUCACCAGUACUCUUAUAACACCCUUUCUACGAUUCAGUAUCUUUCUAACACCCUUUUAUCACCCUUUGCAUGUCACAGUAUCUUUCUUCAACACUUAUAAGAACCUAAGAGCAUGAGAAAAUGAGGGACGCUGCAAGAACCCGUCAAUUCUACACGUGGUGGUCUCCGUAUGACACAAACCUAUAUAAAGGUACUAGGCCUUGCUGCGCCCGAGAGUGUAAGAAAAGCAGGAAAAGUGAGUGGCGAGUGAGUGGGGCGACACUGUACCCUCCCCACGGUUUUGGAGGACAAAGAGAAAGAUGGAGGCGGAAGGAAGGGCCAGUGAGCUGCGUAUGCUUGACCUCUGAGUGGACGUAGGGAAAAAAAAAAAAAAUGACACGUUUCGGAAAUAACUUGUAUCAUAAGUAGAGAACGUGCAUCCCGUUAAGCAGCCGCGCAUUGCAAGGCCACGAGAGUACGUGGUAUGAUCGCAAGUGACAUGUCCGGAAAUCAGCGUUUAAUUGCGUGUCUUAAUAGAAAAAAAUAGCUGAUUUCCAAAUUAUACAUCAAAGUAUGACCUCGUCUAGUUCAGGAGAGUCCUUCGUAUAAAUGCACUGGUGUGUGUAUGUGUGUGUGAGUGUUAUUGCUAGUUAUCUCUCUCUCUCUCUCUCUCUCUCUCUCUCUCUCUCUCUCUCUCUCUCUCUCUCUCUCUCUCUCUCUCUCUCUCUCUCUCAAUAGUUACACAGGUCUUCAAGGGUAUUUUUACGGUUUUAGUGACAGAUUAACAACAUUUCUACAUUAAUAACAGGAGAAACACCAUUGAAAACCCUGAUAAUCAUCUUUAUAGCUUUGAAAAACAGUCGUGAGGAGAGAGAGAGAGAGAGAGAGAGAGAGAGAGAGAGAGAGUAGGAGCAUUUCAGUUGAGCCUAUUCUGCCCUGGUUCGUGUUUGCUGCGGUGACACGGUGCCGCACUGAGUGAAGAUUGCGUUCAUAAUCACUUAUCGGGGUGGAGUGGGGAAAGGAGAGUCAGGAAGUGAGGAUAUUUAUAUUAUUUGACAUAUUAUUUGAUAGCAUGUCAACUUUUGUGUGUGUGUGUGUGUGUGUGUGUGUGUGUGUGGGUGGGUGGGUGUUGGAUCAGUGACAGGUGGCGCUGGGGAGUUACCACGGCGAGCGGCUGGCUGGCUGCAGUGUUUUGGUCAGCACUGGUCAGUCUUGCCCUACACGCUCUAUUAACCAGUGUUUCCGUCUUCCCGAUACCUUCUUCCUGCACCAAGCACCGUCAAGCAUCACCAGAGAGGCACAAGUACGUAAGCUAUCCAACAUCAGAACAGUUUAUGAAUAUGGCAAAUGCUGUUUUGACAUCAUUUCCUGCCAUCCUGAGAAACAGUGAUCUCGAGGAGCAUGAAUUGCAGCUGCAAUGGAAAUUGCGCAUCCAGUGCAAGUUUCAGAAUUCAAGAAAGAGGCAGGAUUCCUCAGUGACUGAGGUGACGUCAAGGAAAAAGAAGAUCCCUUGCAUAGCGCCAAAAGAGACUACGUGUCCACUGAUGUAUGGAGUAAAGGCUUACCUUCCACCAAGGCCCCAUUCAGAAGAUGAUGAGUCAUUAGAGAGACAUAGACAGUGGCUUGCUCUACAUUGGAUGAAGAAAAAUCCCGAGCUAGAUAAGAUAAUCAAGGAGUUCCUGAGAUUAGAACCACAAGCGGAUGAACCAGACCCAAGAGUAGCAGUUUUGAAAGGGCUGGAGAAAUAUAGGCUCCCAAUAAUUGCCAUUCUCAAAAAAAGAAAAGCAGUUCCUCUGUAUAUGGAAACCUUACUUGAACUCUAUGACCACGAUGAAAGUCAAUGCGAGUAAUGUCUAGUUCAAUUUGUUCAUUUCAGUAGCUGGUAGCAAUUUAAUAUAUGUAUCUUUUCAUCAUUAGCAAUGCAUCUUUCACUUUUAUAAGCCCAGUAUUCAUGAAACUAUGCUGCAUGCAAAAACCAAACAUUGUAUUAAGCAUGACCUAUCUAACUGUAAUGCUUGCACCAAUUUCUAUAAAAGUACUAAUUUAAUUGUUCAAUUCCUGCUCUUCUAUCAAAUUUUUGGCUGAGUGCUAUGGCUAAAUAAUUGCAGCAUAAGUGAUGUUAAAGAUUUUAAUAGGUGUAAAGCAUCUCUCUCUCUCUCUCUCUCUCUCUCUCUCUCUCUCUCUCUCUCUCUCUCUCUCUCUCUCUCUCUCUCUCUCUCUCUCUCUCUCUCUCUCUCUCUCUCUCUCUCUCU